UAUCCAUCAUUAUUCUCUUGUUACAUUUUUUUUUUCAAAAAAAAAAAUCAUAAUUUGGAAUGGGUUUGUUCGAGGGGAAGAUGAUUUGGGCGGUGGGUUUGUUCUUGAUUACAUUCCCAACAGCCACUCUUUGUGAUAAUUUUGCUUUUCCUCCUUCUCUCUCCCCCUUCUUAGAUAAGGUGUGUGAGAAAGUGGAGUGCGGGAGAGGGAGAUGCAGAGUGGACAGAAACGAAGCCUUUGGAUUCAGAUGCGAAUGCGAUGAUGGUUGGAAGACUUCCUUUGAUGGCUCCAACCACACUUUUCUCCCAUGCAUCGUCCCUGACUGUAAUAUAAAUUCCGCAUGCGCCCCAGCACCUCCACCGACUCCGGAGAAGGAAAUUCCAAGAAACAGAUCCUUCUUUGAUCCUUGUCAUUGGGCAUACUGUGGAGGAGGAACGUGCAGGAAGGAUGAUGACGACGACUUCAAACACACAUGUGACUGCAACAAUGGCUUCACCAAUCUCCUCAACAAGACCUACUUCCCUUGCUUUGGUCAAUGUGACCUCGGAUCCAAUUGCUCGAGGAUCAUAUCUUCGGCAAAUGCGGAAGAUUCUUCUCCCGCUAACUCUUAUCUGCCGGGGAAGUUCCAAAUCUUGACUAUGAUCUUCACAUCCAUGGCUAUGGCACUUGCGAGCUAGUGGACAUUUCCCUUCACUCCGGUCUGAUUUCGAACAUUUUAUCACGGCCUUGUGAUAUCUACUCGUCCCCGUAUGAUUAUUUCAUCCGUAGAUCGAUUUUAUCGAUUGGUUACGAUAUUGUUUUCGUCCAUGUGUUCAUGUAUAAUAAUAAUAAUAAGGGGUAUGUAUAGUUUUGAUUCUGUACUGUUGUAUAGGGAAGUACAAACCCCACGUUUGCUGUGUAUGUAUAUUUGGUAGUCAUAAUAAAUGAGCUUAUGUCUCACGUAUCA
Molecule: messenger RNA, 946 nt
Organism: Tarenaya hassleriana
Lineage: Eukaryota; Viridiplantae; Streptophyta; Magnoliopsida; Brassicales; Cleomaceae
Exons: 6
Coding region: 60-677 (205 amino acids)
Source: RefSeq, a predicted model, not a curated record